ACACCACGAAGAAACCUUUCAACGGUGUGAGUGAUCCCAGUCGACGAUUGCAGCCGCGUGGUAGGGGCAGAAUCGAGGAUGCCAGUCUUCCCCGGGCCACGGAUCCGAACAGGGUGUUUUCCGAUCGCCUACGCUCUUUUUUUUUUUUAAUCUGCUCCUGGAAAUUAUGAGUUAUGAGUUUUGCGAUGUUUCUUAACCAAGUGUUGUUGUGAAGAACAGUUCUUGCAGACGAGGACGCUUUCGCGCACGUGUGUCUGUUUGGACUACUUUUUAUUUUCGCUCUUUGUAAGAUGAAGAGUUUGUGAUCAGAAGAUUGCGAGAUCGAGGAAAAAUGAAGACUGAGGUGGAAACGGAUCCAGAGUGCCCUGACAGUAUCCUCUGUCCAAACAACAACAAUAAUAACACUACUACUAACAAUAAUAAUAACGUGACGAAUAACAAGAAGAUUGGUACAACCAUCGGCAGCAACGAUGCCCACGAUGGAAUGGAAAUGGAUUGCGGUGGUUGCGGGGAAAGCGUUCGUGAACGCACUGUCCUCUGUGUAGGGGGUCGUACCUGGCAUUCCAGGUGCCUCAAGUGUUGCGCCUGUGCGAGACCCUUGCACGAUCAGCACUCCUGUUUCCUUCGGGGGAUGCGACUUUACUGCAGGCACGACUACGCCUUAACCUUUGGCGCCAAGUGUGCGAAGUGCGGUCGCAGCGUGGGCGCCGGUGACUGGGUCAGAAGAGCCCGAGAGAGGGUUUAUCAUUUGGCCUGCUUCGCCUGUGACGCCUGUUCCAGACAAUUGUCCACAGGCGAGCAAUUCGCCCUUCUGGAUGCACGGUUGCUGUGCAAGGCUCAUUAUCUGGACGUGGUGGAGGGAAAUAAUACCUCGUCUUCGGAGGACUGUGACUCCGAGCACGGUGGCAAGGGCAGCAAGACGAAGAGGGUCAGGACGACCUUUACCGAGGAACAACUGUCCGUUUUACAAGCUAACUUUCAGUUGGAUAGUAACCCCGACGGACAGGACCUCGAGAGGAUAGCUCAUGUCACGGGCCUCAGCAAAAGGGUCACCCAAGUCUGGUUUCAGAACUCGAGGGCCAGGCAGAAGAAACAUAGCGGAAAGAUUAAGACGCAGAGUGAGUGUAUGAACAUUCAUUGGUUGAAAUUCAAUAUUCUGCACCAUUCGCCACCGAUGCAGCAUCAUCCAGGAGAGUUCUAUCCCUCUGGAGUGAACAUGGUGGGCGCCUAUUUGGGUGGAUAUCAGGGUGGUAGCGCAGGAAGCGAAAGUCCUGGGAGUCCAUUGACACCGCUCACCCCCUUAACGCCCUUAACCCCCACCACGCCGAAUCACCUUCAGACCCAGUUCUGUCAUCAAACGGGGUAAUUUUAUUUGAAAAUUACAAAUAUCAU
Messenger RNA from Osmia lignaria (orchard mason bee), 1392 nucleotides. Its product is annotated as LIM/homeobox protein Awh. Gene Ontology annotation, molecular function: DNA-binding transcription factor activity, RNA polymerase II-specific; RNA polymerase II transcription regulatory region sequence-specific DNA binding. Gene Ontology annotation, cellular component: nucleus. Gene Ontology annotation, biological process: neuron differentiation; regulation of transcription by RNA polymerase II. The record is from RefSeq and is a predicted model, not a curated record. Lineage: Eukaryota; Metazoa; Arthropoda; Insecta; Hymenoptera; Megachilidae.